AUGAGAGUAUUCUUGAAACUGCAAGUAUUUUUUGCAUUGUUUACUUCUUCAUUGUCAGUUUUGAACCCUGUAGUGCUAGUUCCAGGAGAUGGAGGAUGCCAACUAGAAGCCAAAAUCAAUAAGACCAAUGUUGUCCAUUAUAUUUGUGAAAAAUCCACUACAGAUUACUUCAAUAUUUGGCUCAAUCUGGAGCUACUAGUACCCCUAGUUAUAGAUUGCUGGAUAGAUAAUAUAAAAUUGAUUUAUGACAACCAAACAAGAACUACCAGGAAUAAUGAUGGGGUAGAUAUAAGAGUACCUGGAUGGGGGGAGACAGAAACAGUAGAAUGGUUGGAUCCAAGCCAUGCAUCUACAGGCUCAUAUUUCACAGAUGUGGCAGCCACUUUGGUGAAGCUUGGGCAUGUAAAAAAUCAGACAAUUAAGGGGGCUCCUUAUGACUUCAGAAAAGCACCAAAUGAAAACAAAGACUAUUUUGUCCGUUUGAAGUCACUCAUUGAGCAAACAUAUGAAGAAAAUAAUAAAACAUCUGUUAUCUUAUUAGCACAUUCUAUGGGAGGACCCAUGUCUUUGGUCUUCCUGAAUCUUCAGUCUCAGUCCUGGAAAGACAAAUAUAUUCGAAGCUUGAUAACAUUGAGUGCAGUAUGGGGUGGCUCCUUAAAAGCAGUUAAAGUAUAUGCAAUUGGCGACAAUCUUGGUUCUUAUGUUCUCCGUGAAAGCGUUCUGCGUGCUGAACAGAUAUCUUCUCCCAGUCUGGCAUGGCUGAUGCCGUCAAAGUUGUUCUGGAAACCCAACGAAGUUCUGGUACAAACGGAUAAAAAGAACUACACCAUAAAUGAUCUUCAGGAGUUCUUCAUGGGUAUAGGUUUUCCGGAAGGAUGGGAAAUGAGGAAAGAUACUGAACCGUACCAGCUUAAUUUCAAACCUCCCGGUGUCGAAGUACAUUGUUUGUAUGGAACAGGAGUUCAGACGGUUGAAAGGUUAUUUUAUAAACCAGGAACAUUUUUAGAUGGUUACCCAACACUAAUCUAUGGUGAUGGAGAUGGAACAGUGAACCGAAGGUCUCUGGAAGGUUGCCUUCAUUGGAGAACGCUUCAAAAGCAGAAGGUCUUCGUUAAAGAGUUACCAAAAAUUGAUCAUCUGCAAAUUUUGCAUGACAAGAGUACUCAAAAUUACAUUACUAGUCUUAUAAAAAAAUAUGCAAGAUUAAGGCAGCCAAUGAGAAAAAUCUCAUGA
Messenger RNA from Phaedon cochleariae (mustard beetle), 1233 nucleotides. The record is from the annotation of a GenBank genome assembly. NCBI's taxonomy places the organism in Eukaryota, Metazoa, Arthropoda, Insecta, Coleoptera, Chrysomelidae.